GAAUAUACCUUUUAAUAAUCUCCUUCCUAUUUAAACCAAUCCUCGAAUCUAACUCCAUUUCUUCUCUUCUUCCCCAACUUGAAAACAAAAUCUGAGAAGAGUUUUCUUAAGAGAUUGAUUGAUUUUGAUAGAGAGAGUGAGGGAGAAAUAGCGAGAGAUGGACAACAAUGGAGUCAAACCUGCUGUUUCCGCCAUGGAAGCCUUCGAGAAGCUUGAGAAAGUAGGUGAAGGUACUUACGGCAAAGUUUACAGAGCAAGAGAGAAAGCUACUGGUAUGAUCGUUGCUUUGAAGAAGACGCGUCUCCAUGAGGAUGAAGAAGGUGUUCCUCCCACUACUCUUCGCGAGAUCUCUAUCUUACGCAUGCUCGCUCGUGAUCCUCACAUCGUUAGGUUGAUGGAUGUUAAGCAAGGAAUUAACAAAGAAGGAAAAACUGUACUUUACCUUGUUUUCGAGUAUGUUGACACUGAUCUCAAGAAAUUCAUCAGAAGCUUUCGUCAAGCUGGACAGAACAUUCCACAGAAUACAGUCAAGUGCUUGAUGUACCAGUUAUGCAAAGGCAUGGCUUUUUGCCAUGGUCAUGGAGUGUUGCACAGGGAUCUUAAGCCGCACAAUCUCUUGAUGGACCGGAAGACAAUGACGCUCAAAAUAGCAGAUCUUGGAUUAGCCAGAGCCUUCACUCUCCCAAUGAAAAAGUAUACACAUGAGAUUUUAACUCUGUGGUAUAGAGCUCCGGAGGUUCUUCUUGGAGCAACCCAUUACUCAACUGCAGUGGAUAUGUGGUCUGUUGGCUGCAUUUUUGCUGAACUAGUGACCAAGCAAGCAAUCUUUGCGGGAGACUCUGAACUCCAACAGCUCCUUCGUAUUUUCAGGUUGUUGGGAACACCAAACGAAGAAGUGUGGCCUGGAGUAAGCAAACUCAAGGACUGGCAUGAAUACCCGCAAUGGAAACCAUUGAGUCUCUCCACAGCUGUGCCAAACCUUGACGAGGCCGGAGUUGAUCUCUUAUCUAAAAUGCUGGAGUACGAGCCAGCAAAACGAAUCUCAGCAAAGAAAGCUAUGGAGCAUCCUUACUUCGAUGAUUUACCUGACAAGUCCUCUCUCUGAGGCUCUCUUUAUCAACUCUCAGUAGGAUAUUUUGUUCCAUCUCUGUCUUUGCUUGUCUCAAGCAUUUAUCUGCUAUCUUAGGAUGAUCGAAGUUUCAAUAUUCCCUUUUGAUUGGGUCUCUAUUCCCAAUUGUAUAACCUUCCAACAUUUUUAACAAUGAAAGAAUAUAUCAAUUGCUCUAAUAUUUCAAAGUA
Arabidopsis lyrata subsp. lyrata is the source of this 1299-nucleotide messenger RNA. RefSeq names its product cyclin-dependent kinase B2-2. Bases 158 to 1105 code for a protein of 315 amino acids. The record is from RefSeq and is a predicted model, not a curated record. The transcript has 8 exons. Gene Ontology annotation, molecular function: cyclin-dependent protein serine/threonine kinase activity; cyclin binding; ATP binding. Lineage: Eukaryota; Viridiplantae; Streptophyta; Magnoliopsida; Brassicales; Brassicaceae. Gene Ontology annotation, biological process: protein phosphorylation; signal transduction; G1/S transition of mitotic cell cycle. Gene Ontology annotation, cellular component: cyclin-dependent protein kinase holoenzyme complex; cytoplasm; nucleus.